This is a messenger RNA of Pleuronectes platessa (European plaice), 3129 nucleotides long. RefSeq names its product fibulin-7. The transcript has 8 exons. Gene Ontology annotation, molecular function: calcium ion binding. NCBI's taxonomy places the organism in Eukaryota, Metazoa, Chordata, Actinopteri, Pleuronectiformes, Pleuronectidae. The record is from RefSeq and is a predicted model, not a curated record. Bases 539 to 1870 code for a protein of 443 amino acids.
CCUCUUUCAAGUCUGCAAAAUAUUGUAUCAGUGAAUACAGUGUAUCACAGAUCGAUAGGUUGGUUGUUAUAGACGACACAUGUUGACACGAAGACCUUUAUAUUCAUUUGAGUUUUCAAGGAAGAGAAAACAAGUCAAUCUUAAUCCUCAAUGGCCCUGUAAUAAAAUCUAAUAUGGCUUUGUCGUGUAUUUUGCCAAACGCAGACUUUGGGACUUUGCAUCGUGUUGGACUUUCCUCCUCAGCAGCCGAGACAUGUAUAAAGAAACGCUUUACCGUGUUCGGGUCCAUAUCGGUGGGAGGGAUUCUUGUUGCAGGAGGAAACUUUGGUGGUGGUGUGCAGAGCGCACAGGCUGAACCCUCUAAGCGCGCAGCUCCACGCACCAGAGCGCAUCUCCCUCUGACACCUGAUGAGCGUCGUCCACACAGGACCUCAUCCUACAACUGUUCCUUUGGAUUUUUAUCAAAGCCCCAUAAAGAGAGAAGCCUGGUAAAUCUGCGAGAACAUCAGCAGUGAAUUCUAAACUGGACUUUUGAGAGAUGGAGUUGUCUUUUCGACGCAGGUGUCUCCUGCUGCUAUGUUUCACAGUGAUCCAGAGUGGCCAUGCUGCAGUCCAGACGUGCAUGGACAAGCACCAGGUGGUCGGGGUGCUCCGUCAGAUGGAGAAGUUCCUGAAAGGUCAGGAGAUGCGAUUCACCGAGGGCCUCAGGAUCAUGAAGUCCAAGCUGGCGACGCUGCAGAACUCUGUGUCCAAGUUGCCUCAAGCAGACCAGUCAGGCGCUUCCACCACCUGCCCCUCCCUGGAGGCCCCAGCUCACGGAACCAAGUUUGGCUCAAAGUACUUUGUCGGACACGAGGUCCAUUUCACCUGUUCUCAGGGCUACCACCUCCUCGGCUCAGCCACACGUGCUUGCCGGGACAACGGCACCUGGACCGGCAUCAGUGCCAUCUGUAAAGACAUAAGCGAGUGUGCAAGUAACCCCUGCCAAAACGGAGGUACCUGUGUGGAAGGUGUGAACCAGUACAAAUGCACCUGCCCUCAGAACUGGAGCGGCUCCCACUGCCAGCACCAGACCCAGACAGCACCACCUGAGUGGAGCGUCAUGAAUGACCCUGCGUUCAGCCGCAGGCCUCGCUGCGCCCAGGUGAACCGAGCCCAACACUGCAGCUGCGACGCAGGCUUUCACAUGAGCGGCACCUCCGAAAACAGCAUCUGUCAGGAUGUGAAUGAGUGUGAAGUAUACCGGCUAGACCAAGGAGGCAAGCUCUGCGUCCACGAGUGCGUGAACGUUCCCGGCUCGUACCACUGCUCUUGCCCCGGCGGCUACAAGUUGCUCCCAGAUGGGCGGAGCUGUGAGGAUGUGGACGAAUGCUUGAGCCAGCAGCACAACUGUAGCCGAGGGACGACUUGCAUCAACAUGGGGGGAGGCUUCCAGUGCGUCAACCCAGAGUGUCCCCGUUCUCAUGGCAACAUCAGCUACGUCAAGACGUCUCCCUUUCAGUGUGAGAGAAACCCAUGCCCCAUGGACAGCCGCUCCUGCCAUUUGGCCCCCAAGACCGUGUCUUUCCACUACCUGCCUCUGCCCUCCAACCUACAGACUCCCGCCACGCUCUUCCGUAUGGCGACCGCGGCCGCCCCUGGGCGCACAGGCCCAGACAGCCUGCGAUUCGGCAUUGUGGGCGGAAACUCCCGGGGCAUCUUCGUCAUGCAGCGCUCGGACAGACAGACUGGCGAGCUGAUACUGGUCCAGCAGCUGCGCGGGCCGCAGGAGAUCAGCAUUGACGUGGACAUGUCCGAGUACAGCGACCGCGCCUUUCAGGCCAAGCACGUGGCCAGGGUCCACAUUAUGGUCUCACCUAACAACUUCUGAGGGCAAGGUUUGAGGAGGGAGACAGUGGACACAGAAGAGGAAGAAGAAAGAAAAUCGUUCCUCAUCCCCGAUCAGAGAUGAAUUUAUAUGAGCUGCCAGUCGCAGGCCUAAUUACCAAAAGAGUGGGAGAGUGACAAGACAAUAUUUAACAGUUAUAUUAUGAAUGUAACAGUAUAUGGCAGAAACACAUCAUAGAAGCUUCUUUAGUCAGGAUGAGCUAUGACUGAUGAUGUUUGACUGAGGGAGUCUGAAUGCAUGAAAUCUAGCUAAAGCAUAAUGAACAUGUAGGGAGGGAUGGAACUAUUACUGCUGCUUUAUGUUUGUAUUUCUGUCCAUCAUAGAUCAUGUCUGAGUAGCUCAGGGUCCGGCCCUGGGGCUGAUGCACUGCCUCGCUUUAUUGGUGAUAAAUCCCUAUAAGACAUUAGUGCUCCUGUGGCUCUAAUUUAUUGGAAAUAUUGUCGCUGGAUUUUACAUUGUAAUGCCACAUGUUUAUCUUCUAUAAUAUUCUGUAUAUUUGUUUUUUUUUGUACUAGCUUGCUUCAUUUAAAGUACCGGUCAUUUAACUAUGGGAGUUGUUUUUUUUAAACAGUAGACGCAGUAUUGUACCAGGGCGUUUGUUUUUAUUCUCUAUUCAAGAGUGUGGUCUUACAGGUUGAGAGCAGGACUUAUUUAUUUCAUGUUCAAGUGUUGUAAGGCUUUCACUCAAAAUGGUGCACUUGCUUGCACUUGGACAGACAUCCUGCGCUUCAACAUCAGCUCUUCCUCUCACGCUCAAGCUUCUGUGAACAUAAUCAUCUCGGAUUUCUCCUCUGCUCGUGGAUUCUUUCUUCUGCACUUGAAAUUCUUUGUGCAAAGUCGUUUUUUGGUUUUAUUCACGCACAGAGGCAGCAUGAGAAUAACAACUGAAGCGCAAGCGAAGAAAGUCUGUCAAAGCAACAAAACAAAAUCUGAGUAAGGGCAUAGUUUGAGCUAAGCAGCGCUUAUUUGAGUGCAAGCGCAGGGUUUUGAGUGAAAGCAUAACAAAAUCUGAGCAUAAAAUCCAUUAGUCCUGUACUAAAGCUAUUGAAAAAAGAUAAGAAAAAAACUCCAUAAUAUAACAUUUCUCUGUAUGUUACCCAGAAAUUUUCUCAUAUUCUCAUUUUCGAAUUCAUAGAGGAUUUAGCGAGCUUGCCAGCGCACUACAUAAUUUAUCUGGAAUUUUAAUUGUCUGCAAAAAAAAUAAAAAAUAAAGCCAGUCCAACUUUUCAGCAUUUAUAAAA